Messenger RNA from Cylicostephanus goldi, 687 nucleotides. NCBI's taxonomy places the organism in Eukaryota, Metazoa, Nematoda, Chromadorea, Rhabditida, Strongylidae. The record is from the annotation of a GenBank genome assembly.
AUGAACGAAAUUCUCAUUAAAAUAGAUUCGAACGAUGAGAAAAGAGAGGACUCGCACUUUUGCAGCUUAUUACAUAUGCUUUGCACUCCCCCAGAAACAUUCGAGACUGUUCCGGUGUGCCUCAACGAGACUCCCAGGAAAGUAUUCAGAUAUGGUGACGAGGCACCAUGCCAUUUUACUAUCAGAGAUGAAUUGGAGCGAAGUCAAUAUGCAAACUUUUCAGCAUUGUAUAAAAGCAUGGAAGAAUUUCUUCUUCGCCAUGCACGACGUAGAUACAAGCAUAAGCGUCGUCAUUGUAAUGGCGGCAUUUCCAAAGCCAGUAUGAACGAAAGCGAAAGCGAAAGAGAAAUGGCAGGUACUUCAGUGAGGAUUAACGUAAUCAGCAAUGAUCUCGAGCCUUCCGUGGGCAGAUUCAACUUUGUUGGUGUUGGAGAUGAUAUCGGCCAAAUGAUCGCUGCGCAGAGGCAACGAGAACAGCCAACAUCAAAGGCUUCAUCGGUUUCUCAGAGAUCGGGCAAAGGGUUUUGGUAUUCUCGUAAAACGCCUCGUAUUUAUCCAACAGUCGUUGUAGCGGAGUUCAUCAAGAAUCGUGACAAGGAAAAGGACUGCAAUGAAAAUAUCAAUAUCCAUAAGCUGACGAAGACCAUAAUCAUCUGCAAUGUGAGAGUUCAGCAUUUUUACCAGUGA